AUGCUAUUACUCACUCCCGGGCUCCGUCUAAUCCUUCGACUUCUUUCUAGCCUCGUAAUUCCUGCUGUCUGUAUUUAUGGUGCUGCGCAGCUAGCUGAAAGUGGCUUUGACUACAAUGUGCCGAGCUGGGCGCUCCUAUCCGCGUGGAUUGCGUACCCGCUGUUAACGAACUUUCUGCGCUCAAUCAUCACAUGGGUGCAGGAAGAACGCGACAUUCGUCGCCUUGGCGCAGUCCGGAUUCCAGACUUGAAAGGGCGGCUCCCAGGGAACCUCGAUGUCGUACCGCAGCUGGGGACAGGAGAUGAUAUGUAUUUGUUUGAUUGGAUUGAGACGUUGCAGGGGAAGCAUGGCAUCAUCUUCAACACGAAGCUCCUAGGACAUAACAAGAUCUUCACCUCGGACCCGAACCACAUCAAGAGCAUCCUGGCUACAGACUUUAACGUCUGGGAGAAAGGGUACCAGUUCAGAGAAGACAUGGCCUCCGUGCUCGGAUCCGGUGUCUUCAACGCUGACGGUGAUGUCUGGAAGUUCCACCGCUCUAUGACGCGACCAUUCUUCGCUCGAGACCGCAUCACCGACUUCGAGAUCUUCGCGCGCCACGCGGACGAAGCCGUCGCCGUCAUCCGCGCGCGACAGGGCAACCCGAUCGAUUUUCAAGACGUCUUGCAGCGCUUCACUCUCGACUCCGCCACGGAGUUCUUGCUGGGCAAAUGCGUCCAUUCUCUGCACGCCCUGCUGCCAGCGACGUACGGAAAGCGGGAGAUGAUGUCGCUUACAGCGGAGGCAUUCGGGCCGGCCCUCAAUCGCGUACAGGAACGGCUCUCGUUCAGGAGAAGGAUGGCGGCGAUGUGGCCUCUCUUUGAGGUCUUGGCGGAUAAGACCAAGAAGGACAUGACGAUGAUCGGCGAGUUCCUUAGCCCAAUCAUCCAGGCUGCAUUGGACAGGAAGAAGAGUCACGAACAGGCUAAAGGAGAAGGAGACGUGGAAGGGAAUUCCAGCAACACCUAUCAUGUUCUCUUGGACCAGUUGUUGGACGUGUCCGACGACCCUAAGCUCAUUGCGGAUGAAGUCCUGAACAUCCUGAUUGCAGGCCGUGAUACUACCUCCACAACACUCCCAUACCUUGUAUAUCUCCUUGCCUUGCAUCCUCACGUGUUGAGUCGCCUUCGGGAAGAGGUUCUCAAUCGUGUCGGCCCGUCUCGCUACCCGGACUUCGAGGACAUGCGUGAGAUGAAGUACAUGCGUGCGGUCAUCAACGAGACGAUGCGCCUCUUCCCUGCUGUCCCUGCAAACAUUAGGUCGAACAUACGGGCAACGACCUUACCAUCCACUGUCCCCGGAGGCAAACCGUAUUACGUUCCCGCGAACAGCGAAGUCGCAUACUUCGUAAUGACUAUGCAGAGGAGCAAGGACAUAUGGGGUCCCGAUGCAGACAAGUUCGAUCCCAGCAGGUUCCUGGACGAGAGGCUUCAUAAGCACGUUCUUUCCAACCCGUUCAACUUCGUUCCCUUCAACGCCGGCCCGCGUAUCUGCCUAGGACAGCAGUUCGCAUACAACGAGAUGUCCUUCUUCCUCGUCCGCUUCCUGCAAGUCUUCGACCACAUGGAGCUCGCCCCCGACGCGCAACCCGCCGAGGCAAAGCCCCCGGCCAGCUGGGCAAGCGCGGGCGGCCGGAAGGCCAUCGAGAAACUCAUCCCGAAGAGUGCUCUGACCCUGUACGUAAAGGGUGGGUUAUGGAUGAGAUUCGGCGAGGCUGCGCCGGAAGCUUGA
Messenger RNA from Rhodofomes roseus, 1770 nucleotides. Its product is annotated as cytochrome P450 monooxygenase. The record is from RefSeq and is a predicted model, not a curated record. The transcript has 15 exons. Gene Ontology annotation, molecular function: heme binding; monooxygenase activity; oxidoreductase activity, acting on paired donors, with incorporation or reduction of molecular oxygen. NCBI's taxonomy places the organism in Eukaryota, Fungi, Basidiomycota, Agaricomycetes, Polyporales, Fomitopsidaceae. The coding region runs from base 1 to 1770 and encodes 589 amino acids.